AUGGCUAUAGAAUUGAUAGACGCAUUUAAAAAAAUGUUUGGAUAUGAUCCAAGCACAGUCUGGGUUGGCUAUGAAAACGGCACUCUUAUUCUCUUUAAAGAAAACACUGAUAAGCAAACAGCUAUAGAAAAAGCACAAGAACUAGUAGCAAUAGAGGUGACAGCAGGAACAGAUACUGCAGAUUUUAAUGUAUAUCGGAUGGACAAAGCUUAUCCUGAUGAUAACGUUUACUUGGUUGCAUACUCUAAUCCCUCCAGCAUGGUCACGAUUUUAGAAAUGCCUGAAGAUUCUGAAGAUAUCAUAGUCGGGCUAUCUGGUCGUGCAAAAAGAAUUCAGGAUAGCCAGUCAAAAAACAUUAUUUGUACCUCUUUUGAUUAA
Molecule: messenger RNA, 378 nt
Organism: Rhizopus microsporus ATCC 52813
Lineage: Eukaryota; Fungi; Mucoromycota; Mucoromycetes; Mucorales; Rhizopodaceae
Exons: 1
Coding region: 1-378 (125 amino acids)
Source: RefSeq, a predicted model, not a curated record